CCGGCAUAAAAAAACCCACGCCUUUCCCCGCACUCUGCACUCGAAACCGGAGAGUAAGAAGCCAGCACUCUCUCUCCCUACUCAGAAGAAGUGGCUGAGCAAAGAAACAAAGAAAAUGCCAUCGCUCUAUCUUCUCCUCCUCUUCCUCGCCGCCGUCCGUCCUUCUGCCGCCGCCGACGCCGGCGAAGUAACGGCGGUGGAGCACCGCGCCCUCCUCGACGUCAAGGCGGCGAGCGGCAGCCCCUCCGGGUCCUUCGCCGGCUGGGACGCCACGGCCGAUCACUGCCGCUCCUGGGCCGGCGUCGCCUGCGACGCCGCCGGCCGCGUCGUCUCCCUCGACAUCUCCAACCUCAACCUCUCCGGCCCCAUACCGCCGGAGCUCUCCCUUCUCUCCGGCCUCCGCUACCUCAAUCUCUCCAAUAAUGUCUUCAAUGGCACCUUCCCCUCCGCGCUCUCCAGCCUGAAGAACCUCCGCGUUCUCGACAUCUACAACAACAACCUCACCGGCGUCCUUCCCGUCGACGUCGCCGACCUUCCUGCCCUCCGCCACCUCCACCUCGGCGGCAACUUCUUUUCCGGCGCCAUCCCGCCGGAGUACGGCCGGUGGGAGCAUAUUGAAUACCUCGCCAUCUCCGGCAAUGAGCUCGGCGGCCCCAUCCCGCCGGAGCUUGGCAACCUCACCAGCCUCCGCGAGCUCUACAUCGGGUACUUCAACAGCUACCAGGGCAGCCUCCCCGCCGCCAUCGGCAACCUCACCUCUCUCGUCCGUCUCGACGCCGCCAACUGCGGCCUCUCCGGCGAGAUCCCGCCGGAGAUGGGCAACCUUCAGAACCUCGACACCCUCUUCCUCCAGGUGAACGGCCUGUUCGGCGAGAUCACGCCGGAGCUCGGCAAGCUCCGGAGCCUCAAGUCCAUGGAUCUCUCCAACAACGCCCUCGCUGGAGAGAUCCCGCCGACCUUUGCCGACCUCAAGAACCUCACCCUCCUCAACCUCUUCCGCAACAAGCUCUACGGGGCCAUCCCGGACUUCGUCGGCGAUCUCCCGCAGCUGGAGGUGCUCCAGCUCUGGGAGAACAACUUCACCGGCGAGAUCCCCCGCCGGCUCGGAACCAACGGCCGCCUCCAGCUCCUUGACCUCUCUUCCAACAAGCUCACCGGAUCCCUCCCGCCGGAUCUCUGCUCCGGCGACAAGCUCCAAACCCUGAUCGCCCUCGGGAACUUCCUCUUCGGAUCCAUCCCGGAAUCCCUCGGCCGGUGUAAAUCCCUCAGCCGGAUUCGGUUGGGGGAGAACUACCUCACCGGAUCGAUCCCCAUUGGCCUCUUCAGCUUGCGCAACCUCGUCCAGGUCGAGCUCCAGGACAACCUCCUCAACGGCAGCUUCCCGGAGAAGGCCAGCUCGCCGACGCUCGGCCAGAUAAGCCUCUCUAACAACCGCCUCUCUGCCGCUCUCCCGUCGUCCAUCGGCAACUUCCCCGGCCUCCAGAAGCUCCUCCUCGGCCAGAACCAGUUCUCCGGCUGCAUCCCGCCGGAGAUCGGGAAGCUGCAGCAGCUCUCCAAGAUGGACUUCAGCGGCAACCGCUUCUCCUGCCCGAUCCCUGCAGAGACCAGCAAGUGCAAGCUCCUAACUUUCAUCGAUCUCAGCCGGAACAAUCUCUCCGGCGAGAUCCCGGUGGAGAUUACCGAAAUGAGGAUCUUGAAUUACCUUAAUCUGUCGAGAAACCAUCUUGAAGGGGAGAUUCCGACAUCCAUUUCGACAAUGCAGAGCCUGACGGCCGUCGACUUCUCCUACAACAACCUCUCCGGCCUCGUCCCGGGCACCGGUCAGUUCAGCUACUUCAACCAGACAUCCUUCGUCGGCAACCCCGACCUCUGCGGCCCCUAUCUCGGGCCUUGCCGACCCGGAAUUCCCGAUGACUCGCAUCCAUCUCAUUCCAAAGGUCCCCUCUCUGCUUCCUUAAAGCUAUUGCUUGUCAUUGGCCUUCUUUUCUGUUCCAUCGCCUUCGCCAUCGCCGCCAUUAUCAAAGCUCGGUCUUUGAAGAAGGCCCGCGAAGCUCGAGCAUGGAAGUUCACGGCUUUCCAGCGUCUCGAUUUCACCUGCGACGAUGUCUUGGAUUGUCUGAAGGAGGAGAACAUCAUCGGGAAAGGAGGCGCUGGAAUUGUAUACAAGGGCGUUAUGCGCAACGGUGAAGAGGUGGCGGUGAAGAGGCUCCCGGCAAUGAGCAGGGGAUCAUCCCAUGACCAUGGGUUCUCUGCGGAGAUUCAAACGCUUGGGAGGAUCCGACACCGGCACAUCGUAAGACUGCUGGGCUUCUGUUCUAACCAUGAGACCAAUCUUCUAGUUUACGAGUAUAUGCCCAAUGGGAGCCUCGGAGAGGUUCUCCAUGGAAAGAAAGGAGGCCAUUUGCAAUGGGACACAAGGUAUAAGAUUGCCGUGGAAGCGGCCAAGGGCCUGUGCUAUCUCCACCAUGACUGCUCCCCCUUGAUCCUCCACCGCGAUGUCAAGUCCAACAACAUCCUCCUGGAUUCCAAUUUCGAAGCCCAUGUUGCUGAUUUUGGCCUCGCCAAGUUCCUGCAGGACUCCGGUACUUCCGAAUGCAUGUCAGCCAUCGCCGGCUCUUAUGGAUACAUUGCUCCAGAAUACGCCUACACUCUGAAGGUGGAUGAAAAGAGCGACGUCUACAGCUUUGGAGUGGUGCUCCUAGAACUUGUAAGCGGAAAGAAGCCUGUUGGGGAAUUUGGGGAUGGUGUCGACAUCGUGCAGUGGAUGAGAAAGAUGACGGACUCCAACAAGGAGGCGGUGACGAACAUCCUGGAUCCGAGGCUGUCGACGGUGCCGCUUCAUGACGUGAUGCAUGUGUUCUAUGUGGCGAUGCUGUGCGUGGAAGAACAGAGUGUCGAGCGCCCAACGAUGAGGGAAGUCGUCCAGAUCCUCUCCGAGCUGCCGAGGCCAACGCCGAAACCAGGAGAGGACUCUUCGAACGAUGAAGAAUCUGAAGCACCAGCCCCGGUUCCUUCAGCAGAAACACCCAGCAAAGAGCAGCAGCAACCAGCUCCACGGUCACCACCACCUGAUCUCCUUAGCAUUUGAAGUUCUAGGCUUAGAAGUUGGCGUGUAAGGUUUUCUUUCUUGCUUUCUUUUGCCCGAUCUGUGUCCCUAGAUUAGGAUUAAGUUGUCGGAAUUCCUGUACAGCUGAAUUGGAUGGGUUUUGCUUGGUUUACUCUCUCUUCUAGUACUGCUGCUCCUCCUCGAGUUAACAUCAAAGGUGAUUGUUUCAGGGUUCUUCAUUUCCAUGAACAAGUAAAUGAAACUGCAGGAAUUAAACGCCAGGAAUGACGUGGGUUGGUAUUCAA
Phoenix dactylifera (date palm) is the source of this 3351-nucleotide messenger RNA. RefSeq lists its product as uncharacterized. The record is from RefSeq and is a predicted model, not a curated record. Gene Ontology annotation, molecular function: receptor serine/threonine kinase binding; ATP binding; protein kinase activity. Gene Ontology annotation, biological process: protein phosphorylation. NCBI's taxonomy places the organism in Eukaryota, Viridiplantae, Streptophyta, Magnoliopsida, Arecales, Arecaceae.